Molecule: messenger RNA, 1851 nt
Organism: Cadophora gregata
Lineage: Eukaryota; Fungi; Ascomycota; Leotiomycetes; Helotiales; Ploettnerulaceae
Exons: 4
Coding region: 1-1851 (616 amino acids)
Source: RefSeq, a predicted model, not a curated record
AUGGACUCCAACCAGGCGCAUCUCCGCCACCAAAUACAAACUCCCUCCUUUCAAUUCAACCCUAACAACAAGUUCAGAAGGGACCACCCUCCUCGCUCAUUCCCUGCGGGUUCUAUGAAUCCGAACGAGAUGUCGAUGAAGACUGAGGCUGUUGGGCUUGGAAUGUGGUCAGCACCAACACCACAGCACGUAACAAGGCCUCGACCAGCAACGAUACAUGAGACCGGAUUCUCGUAUUGCAUGCCAGAAGAGUAUACGUCAUUGCCAGCCUGGGACUCCUCUACAAUGCCUAUGCAACCUCUCAAUGAUGGACUACCGCAGACGUACACAGUACAACAAGACUUUUACCCCACGACGUCCAAUGGCGAAAACGGCUGGCAUACUAAGCCUUGUGAUGAUGGACUUGACCUUCACGGGCUCGAUACAGAUAUGAAUAUGGGACAAACGUACACUUCGGAUGAGAGUGCACCGAUUCUUGAUUUACGAUACCCUGGGCCUGGAAUGGACAGUGACCGUCUGAGUCUCGAGCAGUCCUACAACUCUCGCCGUAUGUCUGGCUCGUCCUUCACGAUGUCGACCACAGGAGCACUUUCAGAAAUGCCUUCGUACGAAGAUUUCUCUGCGACGUUGUCAGAAGCGCCAUCAUUUAGUUCAGAUUUCCCGCCACCAUCCAACAGAAACUCGUUAAUGUCGUCCACACAGCUUUCACCCGUCGCAUCACCGAGAAUGACUCCUCAAAACCGUUCUGAGCUUGUUCGAACUCAAAGCCGGGGACGCGCUUCUCCUUCACCAAGACCCAGCAUGCGAUCAGCACCAUACACCAUGGAGAGUACCCGCAGUAAGAGAUGGUCGACUGGAUCUUAUGCCCCAUUGCCAAACAGGCGUCCUUCUCCUUUUGUCUAUCAUCAAGGUCAUGAGGUUUUUACACCGCAUCCUCCCAGGAUGUCUUCCCGGCAUUCCUCGCCAACACUGCCAAACACACAGCUCCCUUUGAAUCUUAGCAACCUACAACAAACGCAACAGCAACACCCGUUCAUAUUGGCAAAUAAUACUGGCUUUCACCGAAACAGCAUGCUUCUUCCAUCCCACAACUACCACGAAGCCCAUCAAUUCGAGACACCACCGCCGUUGCUGUCCCACGGACUAUUCCGCAUGCUGCAAAGCAACGCUGACCCACAUUCGUUACACUCCCACUACACCGACUUGAGCGAUCCUCCCGAUCUCUAUGCCUCGCUGCACGAAGAGCAGGUACCACCUCCACCUGAAGAUAUGAACCCAAGUGAUCCAGACCUCAUCCCACACGAGCAAGAACUUCGCUUCGAUGGUGAUCUCUAUACACCUCGUUGGGUGCGAGGUCACGGGAACAAGCGUGAAGGGUGGUGUGGGAUUUGCAAGCCAGGACGAUGGCUCGUAUUGAAGAACAGCGCAUUCUGGUACGAUAAGAGUUUCACACAUGGCAUCAGCGCUGCAACCGGAAGCCCAUUUCAAGAGCCCCAAGAAACUCGUCGAAUGGAUGGAAAUCCAGAUGUGUGGGAGGGUCUGUGCGGAAGCUGUAACGAGUGGGUUGCGCUGGUCAGCAGCAAGAAAAAAGGCACCACUUGGUUCAGACAUGCCUACAAGUGCCAUACGCACCCAAAAAUCAAGGAUGCGCCAAAACGUCGACGAGAAAGCAGUCACACUCGGGCGCUGGGUGCUUCCACCAUGGCUAAGCCGAAGAAUGAGACACCUAUGACACCACAAAUGACUCCCAGAAACGAUUCUUCCAUUAGUAACACACCCGCAACAGGCAUGCUAUCGCAGCACCAACGAAAACCAAUUAGUCCCCUGGACGGUCUGUCCACAAUGAUAUAG